This is a messenger RNA of Rhagoletis zephyria (snowberry fruit fly), 2570 nucleotides long. Its product is annotated as retinitis pigmentosa 1-like 1 protein. NCBI's taxonomy places the organism in Eukaryota, Metazoa, Arthropoda, Insecta, Diptera, Tephritidae. The record is from RefSeq and is a predicted model, not a curated record.
UAAAAUACAUACAGCGUGUAAAACGUGUAAAAAUUAUUGCAUACUUUCAAUUGUAAAGCAAUCUUCUUGUUAUGAAGUUCCAAUUAUUCAUCCUCUCUGCUCUGCUCGUCAGCGCAUUCGCUUUACCCGUGCCCGAUGAGGAAGUGUCUCCGGUAGUGCAGGCGGCGCCACAAACCCAAGAAAAGAUCGGUGAUUUGCAAAAGGCAGAGGAAAAGAUUAUCGAUGCAGUCAAGCCUAUCGAGUCGCGCGCUGCUGAAACUCCUGCUGCCGCCGCCGCCACACCCAUCGAGGAGAAAAAACUGGAAAAACCUGCAGAACUUCCAUUAAACGCGCCCGAUUCUGAAUUGAGCCUAAGCUUGCCCGCCGAGAAGAAGGACGAGAAGAAGGACAAACAGACUCGCGCUGACAAUCCGCUGGAGGAGGCCAAGGCACUGCCUGUAGUUGCUGCCGCACCCGCUAGCGUCGCCAUUGCCGCCGCUGAGGAACCGAAGCAGGCCGAGGAAACUAAGCCUCUGAUCGCUCUUGCGGAACAAGCUAACAUUGAAGGCAAAUCUACCAUCAUUGCUGAAGCAGUACCAGCCGAACAGAAAAAAGAUGAACUCUCUGCCGCUGAGGAAACGCCCGUGGUGAAAACUGAUGCCGCCCCAGCUGCCGCGGCCGCGCUCGCCUCAACUGAUGCAGCUCUAUUGGAGGCCAAAAAAGAGGAAACUCCCGCACGUCAAGAACGCGUUGGUGAAGCUGUAAACGAAGUGGACGCUAAGGGUGUGCCCGCUGCACCAGCUGUUGUAGAUGCAGUGCCAGAAGUUAAGAGCUUGCUCGCUGAAGAAUCUGCACUCGCUGCCGUCUCCACCGCCGAUGCUGCGCCAGAACAACCCACCGAUACUGAAAAAUUACAACAACCAGAAGCUGUUAAGGAACAAUUGAAAGCUGCUGCCUCCGAGCCAGCUGCUGAGAAGGCGGCACUAACGGCGCAAGCGCCAGCCGGAGACAUUCUCCAACAAGCAAGUGAAGAGAGCAGCGCCAAGGCAUUGAAGGCUGAGGAGCCAACACAACUAUCCAUUGCCGCACCCGCCGUACCAGAAGGCAAAAAAGUGGAGGAAGCCGCAGCCGCCGCACCUGCUCCAGUUGAGUUGCAGCAAGAGCAACAAAAAGAAAUCAAGCCCGAGGUAAAAGAAAGCGAGCCCAAGACAUUGGAGGAAAAGAAACCCAUUACUGAGGCUGAGAAACCAAGCGAGAGCAAGAAAUCUGAGGGAUCCAAGAACGCCGAUUCAUCCGGCUCUUCCGAAUCAAAGGAAAGCAGCGAAUCCAAGGAGGACAAAUCAGAUUAGACAUCUAAAUGAUAAGAUCAAAUACCUCCCCUCCAUAAGUUUACAAAAACAAAAAAAAUUUAAAUAAAAUAAUAAUUUGACAACACUUCAAGACAGCCAUUAAUCGGGAAUGGAUUAUGCAAAAACAAUACGACCGACGUAAAGUGGUCACAAACUCAACGCUCUUAAUAAUAUUUAGCUAGUUAUUUUAGUUGUAAAAACUAUUUAGAAAGAAACUAAAUCAACAAAACGGACAAAACGAGGGACCGAAUUACUAAUAUUUACAAUAAACAAGGCAAGCAUUAGUACCACAUAGGCAGUGAUAACAAAAACACGGCAGUUAUAAAACAACAAUACAAGUCAAGAACAGUUAGAUGCCGAGAUGACAAACGGGCACGUUGACUGACGACGUCGACCGCAGAUGCAGACAUCGCCUUGAGCGUCGUCUAGAUUUGUCAUCGGCAAAUUCAGAGGUAUUCCAGUCCUCAACAGCAUUAAAUACCGAAACAAAGGUUAACAUCGCUAACAGUGGAGCAAAUGUAAGGACAAACCAAGAAGAUGGCACACACAAGCAGUAAUACUUACACAAGUAAUUAUGAUACAUACUACAUACAUACAUACAUAUGUAUGUGUAUAUCAUAAAUUAUUUACAUAAAUCAAAAUAACAUCUAAGCUUAAUUAAAUUAAAAAAAAAAGAACAUACAAUUAAAUCUACAUACAACACGCUGUAGGGUGAUGUUAGAGUCGAGGGAAUAUCUAAUUUUAAUGAUGUUAUAAGUAUUGUACGAGUAGUUAUUGCACAAAACUACUUUUAAGUUUUUUAGCCACUCCGAAUUGGUAGAAGAAAUACAUUGCACACACGCACACAUACAUAUGCGCACGUAUUUAUGUAGAUACGUACGUGUGUGGCGAUAACCCUAGCAUUCAGAAUUGAAAAGCAACUCGACAGCAGAAUCCGACAAUCCGACCCGCUCAAUAAAAAUAAAUAUAUCUACAUACAAUAUUUUAAAUAAUAAUACGAUACACCAACAUACAUACAUACAUACAUACAAACGUUAGAUAAUAUUGUGGAUCAAUUACGUUUAAUUUUAUAAAUUAUAUAUAUGUACGUUUUAAUUUUAUGAAAAAUUUCUGCUGGCACUUGCAAGUUUUCAAGUUUUUUUUUUGGUCUUCAAUUAUCUAUGCGCUUUUAUGGUGGCUGCGACUUUCAAUUACAUUUCGAACAAAAACGCACUUUGGUGUAAUUGAAAUGUUGUUGGAGAC